Molecule: messenger RNA, 1149 nt
Organism: Puccinia triticina
Lineage: Eukaryota; Fungi; Basidiomycota; Pucciniomycetes; Pucciniales; Pucciniaceae
Exons: 2
Coding region: 1-1149 (382 amino acids)
Source: RefSeq, a predicted model, not a curated record
AUGGUUGGACCUGAAACACUCACGAGGAAUCAGCUUCGGCAUCAAGCAGCAUUUGCCGCGAAGAUCCUCAAACAUUUGUCCGAGGAUGACUACAACCAAUUCGAACGCCUUGGGCGCUUUUGUACUCUGGCAGAUCUCUCCACCGACCGACUGCACUCCUAUGAAGAUAUCUUCACUGAGUUGCACUCCACCCUGCUACCUCGAUUUCGAGAGCAACUCAUCGGUCUUGCAGAAGCUGUGUGCAUAUCAGACGCCGUACUCGAAAACCCGGCUCCCACCCUCAAGCUCGUGAUAGAAAUGGUACCAAAACUUCAGCUGACUUUGGAUCGGAUAGUUCGGGUUAUCGACGAUGUCAUCCCUGGCCAAUUACUUGAAUCAAACCGAACAAACGACCAGCACUUCGGACAAUUCAAAACUUAUAGACUUUGUGGCUUAGCUAACACGGUCAGGCAAGACAUGGACACUGAAAACUAUACCAUUCUUAUGGAUUUCAGUCAGCUCAUUGAAACAGUCACCGUCCAAGAGGACCAUCAAUCUAGCGAGCGACCUCAAUUUGUCAAUCCCCUCGAAAAGAUUGGUGAUGCCCUCGAUAUCAUUGACACAGCUAUCAGAUGGUCCAAAGGAUCCGAAUUACAUAUCAUCCAUCAUUAUUGGCAAGCUAAUCUGAUUUCAGUAGAUGAAACAUUGUUCAGCCUGUUGAUACGGGCCCAUCCAAGAUGCGAACAUCCCACGCAGCCGGUUGCUCAAUCAGUUCUUCCACUCAUCAAACUAGCCAAGUUGUUUUUUAAAAAAUUCGCAUCAGAGGGGAUGGCAAAAACAAAUGUGCCAUUCUGCACCGAAAUGUCUUCCGAUCAACUCGCCCUAUUGGAAAAAACGGCUAAAACAAUCGACCAAUCUGUCUUGGAUAUAUUGGAAUAUGUCCAAAGAUCUGACGCAAAUAACCCCGACCCAAAUAUAGCUUUGAGUGGUGAAGUCAAGAAACUUGUAUCUCAAUUUCAAUAUUGCUUGCUUCUUGUAGACCUUUAUAUCGUCCCUUUAUUGGCAGAGAUAAAUGUGGGUCAGUCUCACACUUACUUCAAAACUUGGAUUGUUACUUGGAAUACUUUAUUUUCCCAUGCUGCUCACAAUGCCAUUCAAGCCUGUCAGUGA